Acipenser ruthenus (sterlet) is the source of this 1446-nucleotide messenger RNA. Its product is annotated as macrophage mannose receptor 1-like. The transcript has 6 exons. NCBI's taxonomy places the organism in Eukaryota, Metazoa, Chordata, Actinopteri, Acipenseriformes, Acipenseridae. The coding region runs from base 60 to 1364 and encodes 434 amino acids. The record is from RefSeq and is a predicted model, not a curated record.
GCGCGUUUCAGACCAGGGAGAACACUUUGACACUGCUUUGUGUCUAAGAGUCUGCUGUGAUGGAGAAGAGGGGGUUCCUCAUCCUUCUGCUUGCAGGGUUUUGUGUGCCUGCAAACAACCAGAUCAGAAAACACGUGUUUGUAAAAACUGUGAAGAGCUGGUCUGAAGCUCAGAGGUACUGUAGAGAGAAGCACACAGACCUGGCCACUGUGCGCAGCCAGGAAGAAGCAAAGCAGCUCUUAACUAUUACAGGAGCUUCUCUCGGGGAUUCCUGGAUCGGGCUGUAUCGUGAUGACACACAGAACUGGCAGUGGUCUAACAGCGAUGAUGUCAUCUACUCCAACUGGAGGGCAGACGUCUUCUGUGCUUCAGUCAAUUCAGACGGAAAGUGGACUGAUUUACCCUGCCACCUUCAGAAAGCCUUCAUGUGCUACAAAGAGACCAGCAACAUCACUGAGAGAUACACCCUGAUUGAACAACUGAAAACCUGGACUGAAGCUCAGCAGUACUGUAGAGAACACCACACCGACCUCGUCAGUAUAAAGAACGCCAGUGAAAAUGAAGAAAUAGUGAAGAAAGCGCAGGGCAAGCCCCUCUGGAUAGGCCUGUUCAAUGAGCCCUGGAAGUGGUCACACCAGGGGGAUAACUACACAUUUCACAGCUGGAGCAACGUGGAACCAAACAAUUGGGAAGGGGAUGAGAACUGUGUGGCGAUGAGUAAGACUGAUGGAUGGAAUGACUAUGGCUGCAAAAAUCAGUUGCCCUUCUUCUGCUGUGAGGGCGGCUCCUCUGGUCAGUGUUUCUAUGAAGGAACUGGGAAGACAUGGCAGGAAGCUCAGAGCUACUGCAGAAACCAAGGCAGAGACCUGCCCACCAUUCAAGACCAGGCCAGGGUUAAUAAGCUUAUAGCUCUUAUACCUUCAACUAGUAACUGGUAUUACUGGAUCGGGCUGUAUCGUGACAAAGAGAACUGGCAGUGGUCCAGUGGAGGUGAUGUCAUCUACUUCAACUGGGGACGAUACCUCUUCUGUGCUUCAGUCAAUUCAGAGGGAGAGUGGGAGGAUUCACUCUGCAGUCAGAGUAACUAUUUCAUGUGUUACAGCGAGCCCAGCAACAUCACUGAGAGAUACACCCUGAUUAAAGAACUGAAAACCUGGACUGAAGCUCAGCAGUACUGUAGAGAACUGAAGAGUGUGAGAGGGAGCAGCUACCCCUCAUUGUUAUACCCAGGAGAGACGUGUGCUUUGAUAUACAUUCUUACUGUCUAUAUAUUAUAUUUAUUUGAAAACAAUAAACCAUGUCAUUGUCAGCAUUGCCCUGGUGGAGAUAGCAGCAUAGACACAGUUUCAUUGAAAUGCAUUUGAACAAUAAACUUGAAACAGGAAACACUAAAUCUUGUUGUUGUGUGUUUUCUUUACAGAUUCAGACCCCACAAGCCCCCCUUCC